This is a messenger RNA of Varanus komodoensis (Komodo dragon), 8235 nucleotides long. It is a transcript of the gene SLC10A7, whose product is annotated as solute carrier family 10 member 7. The coding region runs from base 206 to 1324 and encodes 372 amino acids. Gene Ontology annotation, cellular component: plasma membrane. The transcript is spliced from 12 exons. NCBI's taxonomy places the organism in Eukaryota, Metazoa, Chordata, Lepidosauria, Squamata, Varanidae. The record is from RefSeq and is a predicted model, not a curated record.
UUCCUGUCACUGGAUACUAUUCCUACGACCAGCGGCGGCGGGAGCAGCGAGUAACUCGCCCUGCUGCGGCUGCCGGCACGUUGCAAAGCCAGUCUCCAGGAGGGGCCAAAAGGAAAUCUUGACCAACUCCCCUUCCUAUCUCUCCCACCCCACUCUCUCUAGCUGCUCGCGGCCGCGGAAGUCUCCUGGGCACGCCGCCGCCACCAUGGGCAUGUUGGACAGACUGAGGAAGGACUGGUUCAUUCUGGGAAUAGUCCUGGUGAUCACGGUGGCCAAGCUGGAGCCGGCCUUUGGGGUGAAAGGGGGACCACUGAAACCAGAAAUCACCAUCACCUAUAUUGCUGUUUCAGCUAUAUUCUUCAACAGUGGGCUAUCGCUGAAAACAGAGGAGCUGACAAGUGCUUUGAUGCAUGUGAAAUUGCAUCUUUUUGUCCAGAUCUUCACACUUGUAUUCUUCCCAACAGCAAUAUGGCUAUUUCUUCAGCUGUUAUCUAUCACACCUAUAAAUGAAUGGCUUUUAAAAGGUUUGCAGACGGUAGGCUGUAUGCCACCUCCUGUAUCUUCAGCAGUGAUUUUAACCAAAGCUGUUGGUGGGAAUGAGGCAGCUGCUAUAUUUAAUUCUGCAUUUGGAAGUUUUCUGGGCAUCGUUAUUACACCCUUGCUUCUCCUACUUUUUCUUGGAUCAUCGUCCUCUGUGCCUUUCUCAUCUAUAUUCUCACAGCUGUUCAUGACUGUUGUAGUUCCUCUCAUAAUUGGGCAGAUUGUCCGAAGAUAUAUCAAGGAAUGGCUUGAGAGAAAGAAGCCUCCAUUUGGUGCUAUCAGCAGUUGUGUACUCUUGAUGAUCAUCUAUACAACUUUCUGUGAUACAUUUUCCAAUCCAAAUAUUGACCUUGAUAAGUUUAGCCUGAUUAUAAUAGUUUUCAUAAUAUUUUCAGUUCAGCUGGGUUUCAUGCUGUUAACUUUCUUCUUUUCUACGAGGAAGAAUUCUGGGUUCACACCAGCAGAUACAGUGGCUAUUAUUUUCUGCUCGACACACAAAUCUCUAACCUUGGGAAUACCAAUGCUGAAGAUAGUAUUUGAAGGCUAUGAGCACCUAUCUUUAAUUUCAGUCCCUUUACUUAUCUAUCACCCGGCUCAGAUCCUUCUUGGCAGUGUGCUGGUACCAACAAUAAAAUCUUGGAUGAUUUCUAGACAAAAGGGAAAUUACAACAGGUGGAUUCCAGAUCUACCUAAAAUCUGCCAGCCUUUACCAUCCAUGCUAUAUCAGAUGUGUGAAUUCAGUUUGGAAGUACCAGGCGUGAGAGUAGGGCAUGCUGUCAGUUAGUGGCAGAGAAACAAGGCAGUGUCAUAUAUCCAGGUAUGAGGAAGUGAGAUAAAGAAAUAAUCAUCUAUUGAGCCCAGGGAGUGAUGUGAUGAAACAUUGAUUGAAACAAAACCAAAUUCUUCUUUGGCUCCUGAUAAUUGAGGAUUGUUUCAGUGGAGGAGGAAACUAGUAAGACUGGGGGGAACUAACUGCAGAAAGGUGUGAGCAGAAGAUUGGUGUUUCUUUGGGAAACAUUUAGUAGCAACUGCUUUGCUACUUGUUGCUGGUAGUAUUUGGAGUGUUGAACUGAGGCUGAGGAGAUCCAGGUUCAACCCACCACAUGACCUUGAAGCUCACUGGGUGACUUUCACACAAUCAAACAACCCAUGGUUGUUUGUGAGCAAAAGCAACUGAACAAGCUGACUUCCACUCUCUCGCCUGCUUCCACUUUCUGAAACAACCCCUAUGUUUGGGCACAUCUCUGGGUUGUUUGCCUCUGAGCUUACAUGUCAAAACAGCCCAGGGACCAACAUUCGGAAAGCUGAUUCACAGUGGAAGUGGCAGAGGAGUAGGAGGCAGUGCACUCACUUAUUCCCAUGCAGUCUCGACGCUUCAUGGAAUAUUAAACUCAGACAAACAGGUCACUGAUUCUCAAGCCUAUCCUACCUUACCAAGUUGAGUGAGGUUAAAAUGGAGAGGAAGGAAACCAUGUAAUCUGCCUUGGGUUCUUGGAAGAGAAUGCUGGAUAUAAACGUAUCAAAUAUAUAAGUAUGUUAUGUUGAUUAGUUGUGUUUUUAUGAAUGCAACCCACUGAUGCUCCUAUUUAAUGUUUUCAGGCAUUGAAAUUGACAAAGCAGCCCAAGGUGCCAGUGAAAGUAUAACAACGGAAGUGAUCCAUUGAAUGUAAAUAUGUACUAUUUUGUACAUACACAGAGACAAUUUAGAAGAUGGGCAUAUGUGAAUGUUGCUUCAGCACUUACUUUAUUUUUAUAGAUACAUAUAUAUUUACAAUACCUAAGUACCUACUGAAGUGCCUUAAACUAUGUUUGAUGAAAGCAUUGAUUCCAAAAUCAACGGUCUGGUUACUGUAAGAGAUUGCACACAAUUUGAGGGUCAUUUGAUUUUUUUAAUUAUUUUUCUUACUGGGCAAAUACUUCUAUCGGUGAAAGACUGGAGCUUCCAUCAUUGCACAUUCUCAGAAUCAGUGGACACGAUCCACCGUGUGUUUUUCUCACACAGAUUCUACUGAAAUUAACGAGAACUGCAUGGGAGCGCUAUUCCGUGAAUUGCACUAACCAUUCACAAAUGCAUAUGUUAACCCCUGGUUAAAACAAACAGGGCAACUCUCUUCUGGCUGAGUACAGGAAAGAAAUUUCUGAAGUUCCAGUCAAGUUUAACUUGAAUUUUUAUGUGAUUCCAUAACCCUGCCUGCUCAUGGUAUUGUGACAUGCCUUUUUCUUCUGAGUUUGUGUACACUCAGCAUGGGGCCAUCCAUUGGAAAGGAACUGAGAAGCAUAAAUUAUUUGCAUUUGUUGACACAGUUGUCUAGACAUUCCUUCAAAGCUAAUGGUUUCUCAAGACAAUUCUCUCAGUUCCAUUUUUAUGAUAUUGUGGCAUUGUAUAUCAUAAAUGCACCCUGAGCUGCUUCAAAGAGUAAACCUGGUGCUUAGGAUAGUAAGGAAAGAUCUGUGAUCUGUAGGCAAAGUGAGGAGACUAUAUCAUCAUCAUCACUAACCCAAACCAAGUGGAGGAUUUUUGCCCCCCUUUUUUCCAGCCACAGCACACCGCACACCACAGGGACAGAAGCAGAUCAGGUGCUAAAAGUGCAGCAGUCACUUUACUGCCAUUCAUUGAGUUGAUUGAGCUGUGAUGUUUGCAGCCGCAUAAGCAGCAUGCAAAAUGCUAGUUAGGAAGGUAAACCAACCAUUUUUUCAGAAAGCAAAUAUAUUUAUAUAUUAUUCACCUUUAGGGAGCAAUGGUAUGAAGAGGGAUAACUUCUGGCCCAUGUGACAAUCAGAUGUAGCUUGGGUGGAAAUUAAAACAAAUAAAAGUAUUGAUUUUCUUUACAUUUUAAUAAGGGGAAAACAAAAUACUAGGGUAUUCAUGAAUACAGAGGAAAUACAGGGAAAAGUCUUUUCAUAUAAUAAUGUAGUAUGCAGUGCACCUUAUUCAUAAGGCCGGACCACAAUCUGAGAAACAGACGCAUCAUUAAAGCCUCAUCGGCUUGGGGGUCAUGUGAGCCCAAUCCAACAGUUCCGUGUCCUGUCCAGGAGGUCAUCCCCAUUCAUUGGCCAGUCCAGUGAUGAACAUAAGAAAUCAAGCCAAGGGUCCAUCUGGCCUAGCAUUCUGUCAGCUACCCAAGGGAGCCCACAAGCAGGACAUGGGUACAGCUGCACCCUCCCUCCCCAGUUCUCCAGCAACUGGUGCACCAUCAAAGUGUGUGGAGAAGACAACUGGGGCAAAUGCAUGCAUGUCUGUUUGAUGGCAUGUGGAGUAUGGGGAAUGACAUCACUGAUUUUGCAGAUGGUCUUCCCUGGGCAUUGCAAAGGAAGGACAGGGUCCUGGCGGAUGGCGUACAGCUUCAGCAUUGUUUUUAACAGCAUACACAGUGUUUGAAACACAGUCCACUUUCCCUAUCCCAGAGUGUAACCAUGCUUAAUUGGGAUUAACUGUCCUGCCCAUAUAAUGUUAUUUGGUGCCAAGUUGAGGUCCUUUUUGUUAGCAGCAUUUUCUAUCAAACAGUUUUUCAUGGUCUCCACACAUCGCACAUAGGAGCUCUGCAACCUUGUGGAGCACUCUUCUGGAAGCAAGAAGAGCUGAGGAAUUUCUGGCAGGAGCCCUGCAGCACCAUCGCAGUGCAUGUGUCCCACGCAGGAACCCAUCUGCUCCAUCAGGUCCCAGCAUUGUUCCCAGCCUCCUUGAGAACUGCAAUCUUACUCCAUGAGCUGCGGCGAACAGCUGAGGUGUUACUACCUCUUACCUUGCUUUGCUGUCAUCAUUUCUGUCUAUUUCUUUGCGUUUUAUUGAUUUGGUUUUAUAUUCCCGAUCUCUGGUGGCCCCAUUGCCUGAGAUCUUACGACCCUAAAGGCACACUUCUUACCACACGUGUCUGCUCCCACCCCUAGACCAGCACUCUUUGUGGCUUAGUGUUUGUGUUAGUUGUUUUUGCUUGCCCUGGAGAAGGAGAUCAAAUGGAGGUACGUGCCUGUUGCUUAGCAUAUGCAAAGAAAGCCGGGUGCUCCAGGUUAUCCUUGGAAAAGUCCAUGUGAGGAGGUGAAUCUGCUGCCGGCUUUGGCAUCUUCAACCUUCAAAGGUCAGUGCACAGCCCUGGAAGGAAGGGGGGUUGAAAUAACAAAUGCUGUCUCUGACACUCCUCAGUGUCUUCUGCAGCCUUCUGUCUUUAAACCUGUUUUCUGAACUCAUCUGUCAUUUUUUCUACCUGGAUGGAUCAACAUCAUAUUGGAUCCUUCAGUCCUUUCUACUACCCAGAGGGGUUACAGGAUCAAGUUUGACACUCUCCCUCCCCUCAGUACCAUCAGAACCACAGUUCCUUCAUGGAUGCUGAAAACAGAAGUAGAGAAGGGGGCCAUAGAGCACAUCCCAUCAGAACAUGAUUAUCAAGGAUGUGAACUCUUUCAUCACCCCCAAGAGAUUCUGGAUGGUUACAUUGGUAUUGAUAUUCCCACUACUACACAGUGGGGACUGGUUCAUACUGGUAGAUUUAAAAGACAUAUUAAAUUCUUUCCAUAUUACCACUGGGUCACCAUUACCUCCAGUGCUGACCUUUGGUCUGGCCACUGCAGCAAGUCCAUGGGGGUGGCGAGAACCCAUUUUUUUGUCCACGGGGGGAAGGUCUAUGCUUAUGUCAACAUUUGGCUACUGGUCAACUCUAUGAGGGCAGGGGUCCUCAAGGCUGAUCUUUCUGAUGUGCCUUCACCUCUAUAUCUUUGGUCUUUAUGUGGAAAUGGAAUUAUGGGUGGACAAAAUAAACUUGUUCAUGGAGAUUCUCUAGCCUUCCACAUCUUGGGUCCUUAGAAUGAAUGUGUCUCUCUCUCAGGCUGGGGUGCCCACUGCAACACACUGACAAUAUGAGGGAUGUGUACAGGAACAGAACCUAAUGGGGUUGGAUGUUGAAAAGGCCUUGCAGGUGCUCAGAAUGGGCCUUGGGUUUUUUCUUAUUCAAGUAGUUCCAGAUAAUAGCACCACCAUUUGCUACUUGAACAAACAAAAGGAAUACCUUUGACAUCCAUCAGUCCCAAGCCUGAUUGCUUACAGCCAGGGCACAAUUUGGCACAUAGAUGCUUUACAUGACCUCCUGAGUGAUCCAAUAACCCAUGUGCCAGUUCUCUGCUUGCACUGGUGUAUAAUUAAUGCAGUUUGUAAACCCACUUUGAAAUCUUACAUCCAUGAGCAGGCAGUGCCUUGUGCAUCUGCCACAGUUGGCAGUUUUGACCGCAAGUCCUGCUGGUCUUAUUAUCUGUUUCACAAAGACCAGAAGCCUUCUCUGCAAAUGUAUCUGGCAGCUGUCUCAGCCUCACUCCUUCUGGUGGAUGAUCUCUCUUUCUUCUCCCGCUCAACCACAAGUUUCUCGAAGGAGUGCAGGAUCUAACGCAACAAAUUUGGCACCCUGUCCUGAGUUGAGAUUUGUCAACCAGCCUGAAAGAUUUGGCCACCAAGCUGUUUGAACAGCUUGCUAAAUGAAAUCUCCAUCUCCAUUUGUAGAAAAUGGCUCUCUCUGUAGCUUUGCUGCUUUCCAGUCGGGAAAACAAUGUGCCUUAUAUAUGGACACAGCUGCUAUUCCAUCUUGAUAAAGUGGUAUGCCAUCCAGAUGUCACCUUGCUUUCCGAAGUUGUGUCUGAUUUUCUUCUGAAACAGGGCACAGUCCUUCUGGCUUGAUUACCAUUUCCUGCUUCUCCAGCUGAGUCUUCUCUAGACACUUCGGAUGUUUGGUGGGUGCUGGCUUUUUACAGGGCAAGGUACAAGUGUUCUCGUGAGACUCUCCGCUUGCUUAUUUGUUACGAUGCCAGGCAGCAUGGACCUCCGGGGUCAGUGCAAAGAUUUACAUCUGGGUUGUUCGAUUCCAUCAAGUUAGCAUAUUAAGUCGGCUGGCCUUGAUCAUUCCAGUCCAAGCCCACUUAACCCAGGCUGAGGCUAUAGGUGUCGCCUGAGAGAGGAAUUUCCCCUUCUCAGCUCUUCAGAACAGCCACCUGGUCAAAAAUGUCAACUUUCAUCAGCCGUUGCAGACUUUAUGUGCAUGUCAAGGUGGAGUGCUCCUUUGGCAGUGCAGUUUUGUCUGCUGGUCUGCAGUGGGACAUCAACCUGCCACGAGUAGGUCAGUUUGCUGCUUGCACAUUUGUGUGAUGCAUGGAGACCACAAAGAGGAAAACCAAGUUGUUUACCUGUAACUGAAGUUCUUUGAGUGGUCUGUUAAUUUACGGAACCAUCCACCAUCCCUGCUUUGGUGUCUACCAAGGCUACAACUAGCAAUUUCAGUGAACUGAGGGAAUAGGUGGAAAUACAAUAGGGAAAGGUGCAUGAGACAGUGGGGGGAGUUCCUGCCAAAAAUUCCUUAGCUAUAGGCAUUUUCCAAGUAAGGUGCUCUACAGAUACAGUGCCCACAUGUUUGAAUGUUCAGAUGACCACUUGAAGAACUACAGUUACAGGUAAGCAGCCUGCCUUUUCAUUAGUUUAUUGAUAGACUAUGAAAUGAUGUCAUGAGUUCUAAAUGCUAAAAAUGUAUGAGCCUGCAACAUUCUGUCUCUUGUUAACAGGAAUUAAGAUCACUGAAACUGUGCCAGUAGAAAGGUUACUGCAUUCCUCUAAUUAGGUUGCCUCAAUCAUUUUAUGUGCAAACAUAAUCAUAAAGUGGAUGUGUCACUUCAGUGUUUCUAAGAAGAAAGCCUUUAGAAAUGAACCCCAAGAAAUCUUAAGUAAAAUUCUCAACAAAGUGGAUCAACUUCUUUUCCUGUUGUGGCUCAGUAUCUUUCUUGACUCAGUGGUUUAAAAGUAUGCAAAGAAAGGCAAAUAAUCAGAAAAAGGGCACACAAUGUACUUUCUUUUUGUGUCCACAAAUUCUUUUCUGAGUUUCCAGAAUACAUGUCCAAAGCCCACAAUUGUUCUGGUCAUGGGUCAAGGAAGAAAAUGAACCCCAAGGGAUUUCUGCUUGACUUCCAAAACAGGUCACAAUAUAUUGUGGAUUAUUUUGUGCAGCCCCAGGGAAAUGAAAAGGAUUUAUAUAAGAGUGCAAGUUUUGCUCAUAUGUAGAUCCAGUUCAUUUUGUUUCAUCUUGCACAGGAAACAUUCCUAGCAGAUUGUUUCUGAUUCGAUUAAACUCAUGCACAACUCUUCUAUCACUUGAGUCAUGUCUGAUCUUGAACAGUCACAACACUGCUACUAUUCCAACAGAUCUACCUCAGAUUACUACAGCAGCAUUGGUUGUAACUAUGAUCAUUUGUCAUGGCAAUUUCAUUGAUAUUUUAUUGUAUUCGAGACUGUUCCAAAGAGGCAAUUUUGGCUAUGGCUGUUUAUAGCCUGGAACAGCCUAAAUGGUAUUAUGUUCUUCUUUUUACAUAUGUGAAUGUUGGACGGAUUGUUCUGAAAGGGGCAUAAAGCAAAAUCGAAGUGCAUCUUUUAAAUUCAUACUUAGGAGAACUUAAUUAUUCAUAUCCAAAAUGUUACAUUGUGUUUAAGAACUGUUAAGAUGCCCAUUUCAUGCCUUCUGCUGUAAAAGGAGCUCAUUGGGUGUUGGUUUGGAAAGAGACAAACAAAUAGGUCUGCAAUUUAUUUUUAUAACUUGGGUCCUUUUUCCCUGGGUAAAGUGUUCCUGUUUCUUUUUAAAGCCUAUAUGAACAUUUUUAAAAUAAAAAAUAAAAAUAAGUUAUCUGCUUUCUUGGUCAUAUUAAGGAUAUCAAUUAUAAUAAAAUACAAUACAC